Messenger RNA from Carcharodon carcharias (great white shark), 1187 nucleotides. RefSeq names its product lysophosphatidylserine lipase ABHD12-like. The transcript has 13 exons. Lineage: Eukaryota; Metazoa; Chordata; Chondrichthyes; Lamniformes; Lamnidae. The record is from RefSeq and is a predicted model, not a curated record. Gene Ontology annotation, biological process: phosphatidylserine catabolic process; monoacylglycerol catabolic process. Bases 83 to 1108 code for a protein of 341 amino acids. Gene Ontology annotation, molecular function: phosphatidylcholine lysophospholipase A1 activity; monoacylglycerol lipase activity. Gene Ontology annotation, cellular component: endoplasmic reticulum membrane.
GGGCAGCGGUUGUUGAGGUUUCUGCAUCAAGCUUGAAUCUCGAAUUCCAGCUGUUUUCAGGUGGCGUUUUCUUUGAGUCGAGAUGAUGAACGUGGUCAGGUUUGGGGCCAUCAGGAUACUUCGAAAUCGUGGUUCUGAACUGAAGUUGAUUUUUUUGACGCUCGUCGUUAUCUAUGUGACUAUACCGUUUGCCUUCAAAAUGUGUCCUAUCAUAGUGACAAAGGUCGUUUAUCUUAAUUUUUUGCGACGGCCAUUUAUUGAUUUUAAACAACCUGCAAACUAUUUACUGAACCACACUCUAAAUUUAUAUCUUACUCCCGAAGAAGGAAUUACAGUAGGGGUUUGGUUUACUAUACCAGACAAGAGAUGGCACGAAGCUAGCGGGAAGGACCAGCAGUGGUAUGAAGCUGCCCUGGGAGAUGAUAAUCCAGUAAUAGUUUACCUUCAUGGGAAUGGAGGCAGUAGAGCUGUAGGACACAGAGUUGAACUGAUAAAGAUGCUGAGUGCACACGGGUUCCAUGUAUUAGCUCUAGACUAUCGAGGAUGGGCAGAUUCUACUGGUGAACCUAGUGAAGCAGGAAUUACCACAGAUUCGUUAUACCUCUUUGAGUGGACCAGAGCUCGCAGUGGGAAAAGUCCUGUGUGCCUAUGGGGACACUCCCUAGGCAGUGGUGUUGCCACAAACACUGCACGGAUCCUACAUGAGAAAGGAAGCCCAGCUGAUGCUAUUAUACUGGAAGCUCCAUUUACCUCUGUGCGAGAAGAAGUAGCCCAUCACCCAUUUGCUGUGUAUUACAAGCUUUUUCCUGGAUUUGAAUGGUUCUUUAUGGAUUCAAUAACAGAAAAUAAUAUUUUCUUUCAUAAUGUUGAAAAUCUGCAGUCAAUUUCUACUCCUGUGUUGAUUCUGCAUGCUGAAGAUGAUAACAUUAUACCAUUUGAGUUGGGCAAAAAGCUCUAUGAAAGUCUACUGGAUUCAUGGACAUCAGGAAGACAAGUCAAGUUUGUUUCAUUUCCUGCAUUUCUUGGAUACAAGCAUAACAACAUUUACAAAGACCCACAAUUGCCAGAUAUAAUAAAAGACUUUGUCAAGACCAUGCACAGAUAUUGAACUUAGAUAUGGGCACUGACAAUGGCAGUACAGUUCUGUUGUAUGCGUAACAAAUUUAUUUUGCACAUAUUGUGACUGC